AUGGCCGACACUACCCCACGAAAGAUCGUUGUUGUGGGCGGAGGAGUUGCUGGAAUAUCGCUGGCACAUUACCUCUUACGACACACUCUACCAGCCCUUACGGAACGUCUGGGACAACCUUAUCAUCUUACCCUUGUUUCGCCAUCAUCUCAUUUCUACUGGAAAGUCGCUGCACCACGUGCCCUGGUAGAACCAAGCCAAAAUAACGCCGAGCCCUUUGUUGCGAUUGCAGACGGAUUCAAAGAUUACCCGGCAUCGCAAUUCACCUUUAGCCAGGCGGAGGCAAUCCAGGUCAACGAGAAGGCUCGCACUCUCCAUGCUAAGUCGCCGGGGACCAAUGAGAAUACCCCAGUCAAAUAUGACUGCCUGGUCAUCGCCACAGGGACAUCCUCUCAUAGCCCGUUAUUCUCCCUCAAGGGCCCACAUACCCAGACCAAACACGAACUUGAACAUAUUCAAGAUCGCUUACGCGACGCUCAAUCGAUCCUAGUGGCUGGCGGGGGCCCGACAGGCGUUGAAACCGCGGGAGAGCUCGGGGCGAUGAGCAGUCGCUGGCCCGGCGCUAAGAAAUCUGUCACCAUCCUAUCGGGAAAUGAACGUCUGUUACCAAACGCCAGUCCCGGGACCUCUGCCACUGCCGAGUCCAAGCUUGGCCAGUUGGGGGUUGCAGUCAACCAUGGAGUCCGAGUCAACUCGGCCAUUCAGAGAGAGCAAGGCGAAAAGUCCUGGGACCUCACAUUGAGCGAUCAGUCUACUCGCGUAGUCGAUGUCUAUAUCGAUGCAACAGGCAGUGCACCCAAUACUGCGUUCCUGCCAUCGGCCUGGCUCGAUGCAAGGGGUUAUGUCAAAACCGAUCAAUCCAGUCUUCGCGUGGAGGAUGCAGCCGGGAUCUACGCCUUGGGAUCUGUGACUUCCUUCACGAAUGGGAGCUUCUUCGACGCCGUUGAGCCUGUCCGACCCCUCGCUGAUAGUAUUCGGGAUGACGAGCUCGCCAUAAACCCCGACGCAUCCCGUCGGGGUCAAACUUGGUGGGAGACCUUCUUCGGUCGUCGCACCAGAGAGUAUAGGCAGAAAGUCUCACUGACGCAAUUUGUUGCUGUGGGGCGAGAUGGGGGUGUCGGGGAACUCGGGGGCUGGCGGGUGCCGAGCGCAUUGGUGUACAAAGCAAAGGCAAGGACGCUGAUGUUAGAAAAGAUGGGCCCGAUCAUGCACGUCAAUGCUAAUCGACAAGCGUCUUUCCGUUUGAAACUCCAAUCUCUUUCCGCAGACACCACAUUCGAAUUUAUCGAUGGGCCUUUUGAAUCCGAGCCCGCACCGGAUGUGGCGCCCUUUUACUCCCCUCCCUACUAUAGCUUUUGGCAAGGAAAAUCAGUCCCCGCCAUUCGAGAGGCCCAUAGACAGCUGCAAGAGAAGCUAGAUCGCGAUGGGCCUUAUAAUGGCGUCCUCUGCUUCUCACAGGGCUGUAGCCUCAUCGCAAGCUAUCUUCUCUAUCACGAACGCAUGCACCCAGACACGCCGCCGCCCUUUCGACUAGCAGUGUUUAUUUGUGGCGGUGUCCCUUUACCGAUCCUCGAGGAUUUGGGAUUACCAAUCUCUUCACAGGCCAGUCAAUGGGACGAGGAAACAAGCCGACUCCUGAUGUCCAAGAACACCGAUCACAGUUGGCUGGCCCGAAACACUGGCGCUGGUCAUGGUCCGGGGCCAGGAAUCGACAGAUGGGCACCUGCUCCCGGAGCGUUGCCUGUAAUCCAUGCCGCCCAACGGCAACAUUAUAUCAACAAAUCCGAUGUCUUCGGUCUUGACCUGACGUGCAAGCCAGAUGAUAUGAGAAUUCGUAUUCCCACGGUGCAUAUUUGUGGAUCACGGGAUCCACGUUUCCCGGCUGCAGUACAGCUGCAUGCAUUGUGUGACGAGGCGCCACUUUGGGAUCAUGGUGGUGGUCAUGAUAUACCUCGCGGCCGGGAGACUUCGCAGCGAAUUGCAGAGUUGAUGGUCAAAGGCAUGAGUCGGGGCGAGGAAUGGGUGCAUCCAGUUGUUGGGGGCUUGGUAUAG
Molecule: messenger RNA, 2052 nt
Organism: Penicillium salamii
Lineage: Eukaryota; Fungi; Ascomycota; Eurotiomycetes; Eurotiales; Aspergillaceae
Source: the annotation of a GenBank genome assembly